Messenger RNA from Mercurialis annua (annual mercury), 1696 nucleotides. Its product is annotated as transcription initiation factor TFIID subunit 15b. The coding region runs from base 97 to 1395 and encodes 432 amino acids. Lineage: Eukaryota; Viridiplantae; Streptophyta; Magnoliopsida; Malpighiales; Euphorbiaceae. Gene Ontology annotation, molecular function: RNA binding. The record is from RefSeq and is a predicted model, not a curated record. The transcript has 6 exons.
AAAUGUGUCGUGAGCUUGAAGUGAGAGAGUGUCUUUUCUAAAAGAAAUUCGAAUCCCUCGUCGUUUGGAAGAAAUAAAACGUAAAACCUAAACUCUAUGUCUGGGAUGUACGGUCAUAACGGCGAUUCAGCGCCUCCAUCUUACGGCGGCUAUGGAGGCGAUGGUGGUUACGGAGGCGGUGGAGGUCGAGGUGGAGGCGGCAGAGGAUAUGGCGGAGGAGGAUAUCAAGGAGGAGAUCGAGGUGGAAGAGGUGGCGGAGGUGGGGGCGGCGGAGGUGGUAGCAGAGGAGGCGGACGAGGCGGAAGCGGAAGAGAUGGUGAUUGGAUGUGUCCUAACCCUAGCUGCGGAAAUUUGAACUUUGCAAGAAGAGUUGAGUGCAAUAAAUGCGGUGCUGCUUCCCCUGCCGGUGGUGGCAGCAAUGAUCGUGGUGGAAAUGCUGGAGGUUAUAACAAAGGAGGAAGUAUGGGAAGUCGUGGUGGUGGUGGUGGUAGAGGGGGUAAUUAUGGUGGAAAUAAAAGUAGUAACUACGAUGAUAGUGGCCGAGGUAGUGGUUAUGACAAUAGGGGUGGCGGCAAUAGGGGAGGAUCGCAUGGAAGAGAUGGUGGUGGUGGUUACAACGAGAUGCCUCCACCUGCAGUCCCAUCCUACGGGGGUUCUGGAAAUAAUUAUGCGCCUCCUCCUAAUUCAUAUGGCGGCAAUUCAAAUUUUGGGGCAGAAGCUGUUCCCCCUCCUACGAGCUAUACUGGUGGACCUACAUCUUACCCACCAUCUUAUGAUGGCGGUCCUGCGGGUGGUUACGGUGGUGGUGAUGUUACAGCUGAUGCAAGGGGUGGUAGAAGAGGAGGCCCACCAGGUGGUGGAUAUGGUGGUGGUGCUCCUCGUGAAGGAGGUGGUGGCUACAGCAGUGCUUCUGCUGAUACCCCUGCUAAAAUUAAGCAAUGCGAUGGAAACUGCGAUGAUAGUUGUGAUAACUCGAGAAUUUACAUAUCAAAUUUGCCUCCUGAUGUGACUACUGAUGAAUUGAGAGAACUUUUUGCAGGCAUUGGACAAGUUGGAAGGAUUAAGCAGAAGCGUGGCUAUAAAGAUCAGUGGCCCUGGAAUAUAAAAUUGUACACAGAUGAGAAAGGAAACAACAAAGGCGAUGCAGUCUUGUCUUAUGAAGAUCCAUCUGCUGCACAUUCUGCUGGCGGUUUUUACAAUAAUUAUGAUAUGAGAGGUAAUAAGAUCAGUGUUACAAUGGCAGAGAAGACAGCACCAAGGCAGCCUUCAUUCGACCAUGGAGGUGGUGGUAGAGGUGGCUAUGGUGGAGGUGACCGGCGCAGGGAUAAUUACAGAGAUGGAGGAUCUGGCCCUGAUAGGCAUCACCAUGGUGGAAAUCGGUCACGCCCGUACUGAGAAUUUCAGCUCUGAGCUUUUUAUGUACUAAGAAUUGUGGACUGAGAUUUUAUUAUAUUCUGUUUCUUUGGGGGUUCUUAAACUGGAGACUAAAAGGUAGGUUGUUCAUUAUGCUGAGCGAUACAAUACCCUUUUUCUCCUUUUUUCUUGUUCACCUGCUCACGGAGGGAUUUCCGUUUAGGCAUGGGAUUGAUUUUGAUUAUGUGAAUGUUUUUAUAGAGGCAAGUGGAUUAACUCCAAAUUGCUUGCUGCUAAGGUAGGUUGAUGUUUUCAGGUGAGUGCAGCUCUUUAAAACUCUUAA